AUGCCACAAUGUUGCUUUGCUGGUUGUCAUAACCGCACCGAUGAUGGACGAGGCCUAAGCUUCUUUAGGUUUCCUCGUAGAGAUGCUGCUCGAACAGCAUCUUGGAUAAAAGCCUGUGGUCGAAAGGAAUUUGUUCCAUCUCAACACUCACGUGUUUGUUCGCAACAUUUCAAAUACGAUGAUUUUGAACGGGAUAUUCGUUCGGAACUUAUGGUAAUCGGACAUAAAAGAUUGCGUCUAAAAGAAACAGCUGUACCUUGUCCUUCUUCUGUCGUCUUACAGAACGAUACUAAACAAGUGGAAUCAGGCAAAUCGGUAUAUAAUUCCAAAAGAAGAUCCACAAUCAACAGUCAUACAGAAUAUGAAGCAACACAAGAUAAUUCAGGUUCACUGUUCUCCGCAUUGGAAAAGGUAUUGUCGAACGAACCUUUGGGCGAGAUGGAGCCCACAACCAAGAGGCAAUGUUUUGAUGAUGUAUUAGAUUUAAGUCGGAAGUCUAACCAUGUUACUAAUGGAAAUGACAAGCUCUCCAGCAGGAAUGAUGAUGAUGUCAUUAUGCUGAGUGAGGAUGAGGAUGAUCGUCUACUUGGGUCUCUCUGCGAUGAAAUGGAAAAAGAAAACACUCCCAAGCAAUCACUUCUAUCCAAGUCGCGUGCAUUUCUUUUCAAACUGGAAAGUGAACUUAGAAACGAAGAAAGUGCGUUGCUGUUGCUUCAGCAGUUACGAGCCAAUCAGCGUUCGCAUGCGUUACAGCCGAAAAGUACUAAAGUCUCGUCAAGUGUAACAGCUACAAUGCGUAGUACACAAUCACCUGUUAACCAAGUUCGGCCAGCUGUCAGUCAAGCUGUGACCAGGAAUGUCCCGUCCACAGCUGGUAGUCGGGCAACGCAAUCUCCAGCUCAGAACACUACGGCGGUGAAUCCAACAAACGCGACGCCAAUAACUAAAGUAACGAAAGGAAUGGCUAUCCAUGCUCUCGAACAACAAUGUAGUGGCAAAAAAGCAAUGCUUCGGAAGCAGUUAGAGAGAACGCUAGAUAAAGUUGUCCUUCCAAAGCCCGCUGUGGGAAAUGGAUUGUCUGUAGUACCUUUUGUUCCAAGCACUUUGACAAAUGAGUUUACUUCAAUGAUAGGCCUUGAGGAAAUCGUAACCACCAUACAAGACUUUGAUCCAUUGAACACGGAUAAGAGUUCUGAACAAUCUCGCUUUAUUAACCCAUUCUCAUGUUCACGUUGUGGUACGGACUUCACGCCUGUUUGGAAACGCAAACGCCCAGGUUCAUCUGAAGUUGUUUGUGAAGCCUGUAUAGUUGACGGUCAACGUUCAGUCAUUCAUAAAGCAUACAGUAGUGUUAUUUCAGCUGCACUUAAACAACACGCUGCUUCAGAACGUGAAAUUGAGCAUGAAUAUCAAGACGUAGUCAAUUCACCAGCUAAGUUGGAAGCUUUUAUUAAAGAACAUGAACGUAAGCUUCUGGUUACUCAACAAGCUCAAGUGGCACAACAACAGCAGCAACAAAUGCAGCAAGUUGCUUCAGCUACUGGUUUACAUAAUCAAAGGUACCACCAACAACAGCAAGGGUUCCAGUCUCAGAAUGUAUUUAAUAAUGCUAGUAGCUCAAGGCAUGGACAAACAAAUGUGGUUAACAGCGCUUCCUCAUCUCAGUUAGGAAUGCCAAAUGUUUCGUCUCGUCGACAAGCUACAUCUAAUAACGCCAGUGUCAACUCUCCUGUUUCCCUACCUAUUCAGCAGCAGGGACAUGCAGCAGGAAAUGUUGUUCAGCAGUUGGCAUCUCGUUAUCAACAACUUACAAAAGCGGCUGUUGCUGCGGUUGUUGGUGGUGGUCAAAGUCCAGUUAAUCAUUCUGUUACUAAUAAUUCUGCCACUGCAAACUUGAUGAUGACAGCAGCCACAAAUCCUAUGCUUGCAGCAGUUUCGGCAACUAAUCAGCAACAGCAAUCGGUCGCCCAACAACAAUUAACUGCUGCAGCAUUGGCACAACAACGGCUAGCUGCAGUAGCAGCUCUAAACUUCCAGCAUCAACAACCACACCACACACAACCUUCAACUGGAGCAGUAACACCUAAUUCACCUAUUGAUCACUUAGCUCAGUUUACUCAGAUGCAGACAUUGUUAAUGAGCAGUCUCUUGGGAAAUGCAGCUGCUGCUACUGGGGCGCAAGCAACAGCUAAUACUAGACAACAACAACAGCAAAUAUUGCAGCAUGCACUUUUACAGUACACCUACUUACUACAACAGCAACAAGCUGCUGCAGCUGCUCAAGCUCAACAACAACAAAAUCAGCAAGUUAAUGCUGCCGCACUGCAACAGCUUAUGAGCGGUGCUGCAGCUAAUCCGGCAGCUUGUAUGACGUUGUUACAAAAUUUGUGGGCACUAAAUGCUGCGUCAAACGGUGUUAAGAAACCGAUUGAAUCGAGCAACCUCAGGCGCGCGGUUUCGAAAGAUGUUAUAUCUUUUCUGAAGGCCUGUAUUUCUACUCAUCAAAUGGCUGAAGACAGCAGUGGACUCGGUUACCGACUGGAGGAAAUCCAGUCCAGUAUUGCAGAAGGAAGGUUAAUGCUUAACGUUCUUCGCUCCCUUCCAACCACUGAGAAUAAUGAUGCGUUCAUAGUUCGUUUUGAGGAUCUAAUCAGUAGAUUAGAAAACUAUCAACUUCACAACAGGAAGAGCGAGGUGAAAGAUGUAAAGUUACAAUUGAGGACACUUAAGGAGCAACAAGACAGAAUUCAGUCUCUCCUUGACCAAACAGCGACGAGUAUACAGGAUUCUGGUUUAUCUGUAGCACCCGGUGGGUCUUCCAGUGAUACUCAAGCAAAUGUAAUGUUUUCAAAUUCAGCGUCAACACUGCUUUCUAAAUUUGAGUCCUUACUGUCCAACGGAAACAACCAAGGUUGUCAAAAAGAUGCUGAUCGGGUUCCUUGUAGAGUUAAUUGUUCACGCAACUUUAAACCUAAGCAAGAACCAGGGGACACUACCCAAGGAAACGAUAAACUAUCAACCCUUAACACUAAGCUAUUGUUGAAACCUCUAGAUUGUGAAGAGUCGACAGAUUUAUCUACUCAAUUCGAUGUGCAUCUGUCUGAACUACAGAAAUUGAUUGAAGAAUCGGAAAGAUUUGAUGAGAUGGUUAAACGACUUGUAUUAAUAACAAGGAAAGCAAAUCUUGGUGAAUCUACAAAGUUGCUGGGAGAUAUUUCGAAACGAUUCUCUGAGCUUCAGAUUAGUUUUAAUUCACUCAAAGAAAGUUAUGAUUCACUUCAUAGUGAACCUCAACUCCCUCCUGAAUUGCGCAAAGUUCAGCUUUCAAGUUUUCAUGAAUUUCUCAACAGUCUUAGCCGUAAUUUUGAUUCAACCAAAGAAUGCUUUUACACGAUUCAUCAUCUUGUCAAGGCUACUAUUAAACAACAACUAGCAAAUGGAACGCUACAGGAUGUAGACCAUAGUGAUGAUGAAAAUAAUUCAACUUUGCCUGUCAAUUCAACUGGUUCUGUUACUGUAAAAGACAGCAAUAUAGAACUAAAUACAAGCAAACAAAUUAAUCAUGAACACGUUGAAGAUGUUGAUCCUGAAUUUUUAACUCAGAAGGCUUAUUUAAUAGCAUUACAACAGCGUACAGCUCAAGAAAAAGAAGAAAUCGCAAAAUUAUUACAACAACGAGAUGAACUAGCUGGACGUUUGGCAUCACUUAAAGCAGCUGCCAGUAGAGCAUCAUUUGAUACUCUUGAUACUUCUGGCAACUUAGUCGAAUCAACUCAAACUGAUGAGCUGGAAAAUGGAAAUGAACGUAAUAAUGAAUCGGUCAGUGUAUCACCUGAUAUACUUUCUAGUUUGGAAGCUAAAAAACGUGAGUUGAAUGAAUUAAAAACUCAACUUGAACUUCUUCGCAAGGCUGAAGCUAAAAUCGCUGAAUUUACACCGGUUCUACAAGGUCCAAGAGAUAUAAAUAAUUCAAACAUUGCCACUCUGCCACAAGAGACGUUAGACAAUAAGCGAGUCACUUCUGUUUCGCAGUCCAUUCUUCCAGAAGCCAGUUCACCUCGGACAAGAUUUGAAAUUUAUAAAGAUGACUCUGAUGAUCUAGUUAAUACAAAACCUGCUGAAAAUGUAUCAUUGUCUUCGGAUUUAUCAACUAAAGCUGAUUCUGUAACUUUUCAGCAACCAGAGGUGACCUGUAUUGAUAAUACCGAACGUUUGUAUGUUAACAUGCGUGAGGCACGAAUACAAAUAGAAGAACAACGGAAUCGAUAUGAUCGGAUCACUUCAACUGGAAUCAAUAAUACCAAUUCUAGCACUCAAAAACCAUUGCAGCAUGUCAGUUGUAGCGGUGCUUCUGUCGCAACUAGUCAAGAUAGAACAACUCUAGCAACUUGGGGUGGAUCUUCACCUGUCCCUUCUUGUUCAUCUGAAGCUUCUGAAACAAGUGACGAAGGAGAUGGAGUUAGUGUUUCUGACUCCUUACCUUUAAGUACACGUCUUUCAGUGUGUGCAGUUAAUAAUGCUCCUAAUGUUAUUCGAUCUGUUCCCAAUGGGCAUUCGAAAAGUGUAACCAGCUCUGUUGCAACCAGUUCUUUGGAUAUGCCUGGUGAACCAUGUUCAGUUAUCAAGAGAGCAUCAAGAAAAUGUAAAGAUAUUCACAGAAAUAAUUUAGAUAAUGUUUAUGUUUCUUCUACUGGUGAUGUUCCGUAUAAAUUAUCACUUCCGCAGGUUGGUCGAAGUCCAUCUCCUCCAACUCGCCACAAAAAUAAAUCAGGGGAUACUGAAAUACAGGAUGGUUUAAAUAAAUUGAUUGAUCAACGUUUACACUCACAACAAAAUUCAUUAGGUGAACAUACUAAUGCCUCUACUAACCAGAAUACUGGAGUUUUGGGUCAUAUAGUUGUUGCAUCAAAUUGUAAUGACUUUGAUGAUGGUCGAAUGUCAGAUCUGUCCGGUGCCAUAGCCAAUGAACGGAUUCAACGUUUAGAGACAAAUGUAGCUCAGCUCUAUCAAGUAUGUCGUUGUUUGAUGCUCGAAAACUCUCAUUUGAAUUCUGCAGUCACUCAGUUAAUGUUACACAACUCAUCUCACCAGCCUAUUUCAUCAAUCACGUCUUUGGAACCGUCCAUUUCAGCUGUUGGAUCUAUUGCAUUUCAUCAGUGUCAAUGUAGUUCAUCUGUUCCAAGUUAUAACCAAAUACUAUUAACUGACUCUGGAGCGUCUUACCAAGCAAUGCUUUAUAGACAAGAGCAUCCAUCAAAGAGUUUACCUUGUUCCUUGAAUGCGUGUCCACGAAGUUCUGUUGUAUACGCUCCUAAUAGUUUAAGAGAUACUGAUCAGCCACUUACACAAAGUGGUGUCCAUGAUGUUCCCCAGAUCCAACUGCUUAUUAAUCAAAUUAUGCAGCAACAAUCUAAUCUUACUCAAUUACAAUUGGAACUUCAUCGUUUGACGAGAUCACAGUCACAAAUUAAGCCGUCACUUCUUCCUACCGAUGGUAAUUUCUAUGGACCUUUAUUAUCUCAUCCGGAGAAUACUGGGUUAAGUUUUCCGGCUGUUACUGCUCAUUUACUACAGGGGACUGCAGGAUUUCCUCCGUCUGUCGAGUCAAUCGGCCGUCAGGUUAAUUUUACAGGAACCACUAAUUCUCCUCAAGUGCUUGGAAAUUCUCUCGUCUCACCCCAGACUGUGUCAGCCAACUGGUCUUUGAAUACCGUUCCUAAUGUUCACCAGUGUUCCAGAGAUGCUACAUUUUCAAAUAUAGGUCAAAGACCAUCUGUACAAACUGCAUCUAUUCCGAGCUCUGUUUUACUAGCUGAUCCCAGUGUGAAUCUUACAUCGCCUCAUGGUUCUUCUAUUGGUCAAAACAACAUUGGUUUCAAUAGACAUAUCUAAUAAUGAAUCAGAAAAUAUCCCACAUGGUAACGUUUGAUCUCACUUGAUAAUCAAUUUUAACAGUUAAUUUUAUUGUUGCAUUUAGUUUUACCAUUUUCGAAAUUUUUGUCUACAUUAUUUUUCUUGAGAAUGUAAUACAUUUCUUUUUAAUUUUGAACAAUGUGUUUAGAUCAGUUGUGUUUCCUUCUAAUCCCUUAUUCUAUAUCCAAAACUGACGGCUAUUUCACUCAACCAAAUAAAUCUUCCUUUAAUGCUCAUUAAAAAACUCUGUUUAUGAAAUAAGUUCUAUUUUAUUGUAGUUUUAAUUUAUUAACACCCUUUCGUUUUCAUAUUCCCAACCAUAAAAAGACAAACAAAUAAAUUAGUUGAAAUUUAGUUUCUAUGCAUUAUUAUUACAGAUCAUCUGAUAUAUUGUUUUUUAUCUUCAAUCUUGUCAACACUCAAUGCAUUAAAAUAAAGAUGAGAUGUAACUUUUUGUUUGUUUUUCUAUAUCAAUAAAUUGUUUGUUUUAAGUAGUCAAAGUUCACUUUAAUUCGACCUAUUUGUAUAGAGAAAAUCUUGGAUCCUAAAUAUUAAGUCAUAGGCUUUGACCGCACUCUUUCUAAGUUUAAGCAGGUGGUCAUCGUCUGAAACCUUAUAUCAUAAGUUUGCCCUAUUAUCAAAUACUUCAUACCGUACUUGAUCAUUGUAAAGCAUUAUCAGAUAAGUUAUUGUUUUGUGUAAAUAUAUUCAAGAUUGUAUAUUUAACCUCCAUAAUUCUAACUUGUAUUUGGUGUUCCAGAACCAAUCUAAUCAAAACACGUAAUGUUAUGGAUAAGUG
Schistosoma rodhaini is the source of this 6712-nucleotide messenger RNA. The record is from the annotation of a GenBank genome assembly. NCBI's taxonomy places the organism in Eukaryota, Metazoa, Platyhelminthes, Trematoda, Strigeidida, Schistosomatidae.